GCUAAUUUUUAUAUAUUUUUUUUUUUUUUUUUUUUUUUGCACCAAAAUAAAGUAGGGUGCUAGUAAUCUUUAGCUUUACCCCUCCACCCCUUAUUUUUUUUUAAAGAGCCUUUAUAAUAACUAUGCUUAAAUGGAACCACCAGUAACUAAGAAACCACUAAAUAGACGGUCAAGUAUCUCGAGUGAUAAUUCCAAAAAGAAAUCUUCUAGAGCAUGUGCACCAUGUCGAAAACGUAAGGUGAAAUGCAAUGGACUACAGCCUUGUGAUCGAUGCUCUAAAACAGAAGCCGCUUGUAUCUAUGAUAAACCUCAACAAAAAAAGGAUACACCUAAACCGAUGUCUGAAAAUCAUGAACCGAGAUUAAAGGCCUUGGAACAAUUUCUAAAACAGUUUUCGAUCCUUCUAGAUAAGAAUGAGCCAGAACCACCAAUGUUUUCAAGUCAAGUAGAAAGCAGUGAAGACCCUAAACCACAUAGGCUAUCUAUCAGUACUACCGGAAAAGGGUUUUAUGUACCUGACAAGUAUCUUCGAACUGACAGAAUACCCGAUCUAUAUAAACCCGGGAUGAGCGAUUGGAAUCCAGUCAUUCAAGAACUCAUUCCCACCUUAGAAACUUAUAUACCAGUCGAACCAAUCUUACACAAAGCAUCCUUUUUUCAGCAAUUAAGAAGCCGUCAACCUAUUAAUAACCUGUUAUUAAAUGCUAUAUAUUGUGUGUCGUCAAGAUGGGACUUGGGUGCGCCUCCAAGUGGGGAAGAGCCGCGUGGAUGGGGUUUCUAUCAAAUAGCAGUCAAUUUAUUAGACCAACAGCAGCAAGUUAAAUUAUCAACCGUACAGGCUUUAUUUCUAUUAUUAAAAUAUAAUGAACACGUCAGACGGCCUGGGUUUAUCUGGCGGACAAGAUACUACUUUCAAAUGAUUGUACGCAUGUGUAAAGACUUGGGUCUACCACGUGAUAUAACCUCUACAUCCUCUAAUAUCUUUAUAGAAAUUGAAAAGCGAAAAAGAAUAUUUUGGGCCGUUUAUUGUUAUGAUGUGAUGAUGAGCAUCGAAAAUGGUACUCGACCUAACUUUAAUAUCGUACAUUGCUCGCUUGAUAUUCCUCACGUCUUGGCAGAUGAGGCACAAGAACACGAAAAAAUUAUGCACUUUAUUCUCUUGACAAAAAUAAUGCGUAAUCAAUCGGAUAUUGUGGAUUUUUUACAUGUAAAAUACAAUGACCGACAAGGAAAAUCAUUCGAUCAGCUCACUCAUGAACUUAAAACCACAAUCAAUCUCAUUACCUCCACCACCAAAUUUCCCCAAAAGGAAUGUAUGUGCUACACAACUUGUUUUCUAUAUCUCGCUUCUUGUUUUGCUACUAUACUGCUGCAUCGUCCUUUCGCACUGUUUCAUCAGCAACAGGACACUCUAUCUCCUAUAACAAGAUCGCAUCAAAGCCAUUGCACAGAGGCAGCCAUUAGAAUAAAACUCAUAACCGAACUUAUAUUAGAGUGCAAUGCCUUUGAAGACAUGUAUUGUUCAAUAAGAGGCAUCCAACAAAUCAUUCAUUAUCUUUCGGCUGCAGUCACUAUUUUUAAAGAAGGGAAUUUUGAACAAGAUCUCCAAAUGACGAUGCGACUUACGCAGACACUAGCGUCAAUAUCACCUGCGACCGAAGUAGUUGGAAACAGAAAUAGACCGCCUAGACCAUCUAUGUCUGCACCUAUGACGACAACUAAUUUAUUAUCACCAGGUAUGAAACGACAGAAGCAUAGAACAGCAGAGACAGUAUCUAAGCGUAAAAGUCUGCAUUUGCCCGACGCACAGCAAUAUCCAAAUCAAUUUGAUGAAAGUAUGACUUAUUCCCAAGAACCACAAACUAUGAAUACCUAUGAUAACUCUAUCUACAAUACCACAAAUAAUGCUAUGAGUAUAAAUUCAACAGCCCUUCCAAAUAUACCUAACCACCAAUCUCUAUUGGGGCUACUAUACAACGAAGAUGAGAACAGUACACGUAAUAAUAUACCAACGUAAAAAAUAAAAUAAAAACA
Molecule: messenger RNA, 2034 nt
Organism: Mucor mucedo
Lineage: Eukaryota; Fungi; Mucoromycota; Mucoromycetes; Mucorales; Mucoraceae
Product: fungal-specific transcription factor domain-containing protein
Exons: 3
Coding region: 131-2017 (628 amino acids)
Biological process (GO): regulation of DNA-templated transcription; DNA-templated transcription
Molecular function (GO): zinc ion binding; DNA-binding transcription factor activity, RNA polymerase II-specific; DNA binding
Source: RefSeq, a predicted model, not a curated record